CCCACUGCACUCCCUCAAAAAACAAAAAGAAAAAAAGAACUCCACUCGCACAGCGGCGAGAGCGGCGAGCUGCUCACCGGCGCGGACGGCCAAUCGACCCCGCUCCCGGCGCGAUCUCUCCGGACUGAUGGAAGCAGACAAGAAACCACGCUCGCAGCCCCGGUCACCGUGGUCAGACCUCCCGCUGGACAUAGGGGGCGUGGUGUUCAGCAGGCUCCCCCGGUACGCUGACCGCGCCGCCUUUGCUCUGGUGUGCCCGCAGUGGCGUGACGCCGCGAGGCGGCAGGUCCUGACCCUGCCACUGCCACUGCCGGUGCUCGCGCUCCCAGACGGCACCUUCUACAGCAUCUUCUACCCUAAGCUCUAUUCCUUCCCUGGCUGCGGCUUCGCGGGGUACGAGAGUGUCUGUGACAGCUGGCUCGUCUUCCCACGUGACGACGGCUGCUUCCUGGUCAAUCCAUUCUCCAGGGCCAGCUUCAUGCUCCCUGCUCUCUCCAGUGUCCGACUCCUGCCUCCAAAUGCAGUCGCUAAGUGGUCACUCGAGGAUGGGUCACAAGUUGCUGACCCUUACAUCACAUGGAUGCAUAUCAAUACAUCGGAAAAGCUGCACAUAAGUAAGCUACUCCUGUGCUCGCCAAACCUUGUUGCUGCACUGGUUGGCAUUGGACACACCAGCCAGAUUCUGAUGUGCCAGCCAGGGGCCUCGUCGUGGUCAGUGCGUGCUUACGAUCAGUGUAAGGGGUUCGAAGACAUGGCAUUCUACCAGGGAAAGCUCUACACCAUUGCCAAUGACGAGAACCUCCUUGUGGUGAACAUCAGCCAGGACCAUAGCACCGGCGAUCCACAGGUUUCUCGGAUUGGACAAAUCAUCAAGGGUGAGCCAUGGUAUCCAGCUGUGUUUGAGGACGACACUAUGUGCUGCAAGAAGCUUUACCUGGUUGAAUCGCAUGGGGUGUUGCUGAUGGCACGAAGGACGAUCAUGUGCCGGGUACCUGGACCUGGAGCGGUGCCUAUUGAAGUUGCUGGACUGACUGGGUUUGAGGUUUACAAGGCCGACUUUGAGCAUUCACGGUGGGUCAAGGUAUCGACCGUGGGGGAUGACCAACUGCUGUUUCUAGGGCGAAGGUGCUCCAGGGCCAUGUCUGUGUCUCAGUACGGGUUGCCCGGUGAUUAUAUCCUCUUCUUGGAUGAUGAUGAGGAGAAUCGUAUGGACUACUGCUACGACAGGGAGAACACUUCUUUCGGCGCCUAUAAAUUGGGAUCCGACGGUGUCCUUUUCCCUCAUCCCUAUAUUUCCUGGAAGCUUUGCGAUGAGAUGCGUCUGGCUGCAUGGCUCUUCCCUCGGGACCCAUGAGAAUGAGUCAUAAUGCUAUAUAUAUGCAAGCUGCUCCCAGGUUAUCUGGCCAUGCUAUAAAUGUUGUUGUUCCAGGGUUAUUUUGCAACCUGCUCAUAGGUUAUCUAUCUGACGGUGGUAUAUAUAUAUGGUGGUUGGUAUAGUGUUCACUGGUUUACCUACAAGACGUGAAAUGCGUUAGUAGUAUUGCUACUAUCUAUCUGAACUUUGUUACUCUGUUUAGUGUUGUUUGUUAAUCAGCGCUUGUCUGAAGUUAUCAUGGUGGUUUUUGAUUAGUAACGUGGCCUAUGAAAGAUCUUAAAACGCACCACCGCUUAUCUGAAUCAUUGUCACUGUGGUCUCUCUCUUUUUCUUUCUUUCCUUUUUUGCG
Messenger RNA from Triticum aestivum (bread wheat), 1724 nucleotides. Its product is annotated as F-box protein At2g26160. The record is from RefSeq and is a predicted model, not a curated record. Lineage: Eukaryota; Viridiplantae; Streptophyta; Magnoliopsida; Poales; Poaceae. Gene Ontology annotation, molecular function: protein binding. The transcript has 2 exons. Bases 128 to 1354 code for a protein of 408 amino acids.